AAAAUUUGAUUUAAUCUUUCAUAAAAAAUCUUCGUUGCGUGCACCAUGGUGUGAUUUCGACAGUUCAAACCGUGCAAACAGAAUUUAUAAAGAAAUUCGUCACAAAUUCUGUCCGCAGUAGACGAUGAAUUCGCCAACAGCCGUAGAUGUUCCGUGCAACGGACCAUGCCGAAAGCGGUUCCAUCCGGCCGCCGUCAACAUGGACCAGGUAACCGCCAGUUUACUGCUCACAUCCGCUCGGCCCGCCGGACUUCUGUGGCUCUGUCCCGAGUGUCACCAGAGAGGCGAACUGCAGCCCAGAGCCGGCUCCGGAACCGACCUGCCCCCGGAGCUGUGGAUCACAAUCUUCCGGCACUUGAACACACGCUCCAUGCUACGAGUGCGGUCAACCUGCCGCCGUUGGAAGGACAUCGUCGAUCAGAACGAAUGCUUGAGAAAGGAGUUUUCCGUUGGUUUUGAAGGAAAAACCAUGGACGAACACUUCCAGCCGGAGAACCUGUUGCAGGCAACACAAGCGGUUCUAUUCAAGUCAACGAUAACCUCUGUGAAUGGCUGGUGGCCUUUGUUCGGCGCUGAACUGACGAACCUGCACUUGUCGAGAUGUGAGAUUGCUCUUCCAGUUUUGCUUGGAAUGCUGAGGCACACUCCGAAUCUUACGAGCUUGGGUCCGGGUAGCAUCAAUUACGCUUCCGUUGAAGAGGAAGAGAUUGAUUUUCGACUGGAGAAACUGGAACAUCUUAACUGCGAUGAAGUUUUCGACAUUUACGAAAAGAUUUUUCCUCGCUUGAGAAAGUUAGAGCUGUCAUACGAACAAGAAGACGAUGAAAGCGUGUGCCGAUUGCUGCAGUCGGUUCAGGAAACGUUGAAGUUUCUGUUUUGCGACAUAACGCCGUUUAUGCUGGAACAGAUGGCCCUUAUGGACCGGCUUAGAUUGACAGAGGCUGUAGUUCCUAUAGCAGAUGGCGACCAAGUCGUGCAGCUAAGUCGAAUUCAGCCAACGAUUGAAAAAUUCCGCGCAACUGCUUCAAACGAGGCUCUCUGCAAAAUCGCCCGGAAUCUUACCAACCUGAAGGAAAUCUCUGUCGUGCUGGAAGAGUUAGAAAAUCUGGAGCCCACGUUCUCGGCUGAAAUGCCUCAGCUGACGUUGCUACAUCUAGAGGGGCUGGAAGAGAUCAGUUUAAACUUGAAACACUUCAAAGGGGCCAAUUUGAUCAACUUGAAGUUCGAGUUAUUUCGCUUCACCAAGGACAGCUUGCGAACUUGCCUGACUAAUUAUCCAAAUCUCCUAGAGCUGGAAUUGGGUAAUUGUUCGCUGGAAAGUUGGUCAGACAUUUUCGAGGCUCGUCUGGAAUCGCUGCGCCGUUUGAGUCUGUGGAACGUUAAGGUGGCGCAAAAUGUCAUGAAUGUUCCGCGGAACCUGCCCUGUUUGAACGAACUGAAGUUGUCCUUGUGCAACAUUUCCGCAGACAUGCUCGUUGAGUUGCUUCUUCGCUGUCCUCGGCUGGAGAAGUUGGCUUUUAAUGUGAUGGAUACGAUUGACAACGAAUUUGUUCGGGGUUUGGGUCGGUUUCCCCAACUGAAACAGCUUACCAUUCACUACUGCGCCAUCACGUACGAGGCACUGGAAUUGAUUGUUGAAAAUCAUUCCCAUCUGAUAGUUGAUAUACGUUCUAAGUAUAUCCCCGAUACAACCUUGAGUAUGUUGAAGUACGUUACUCGGUCAUGAAGCAAGUGUCUCUCUCUUAAAUAUCAUUUAAAUAAAAUGUGAUGAAUUCGGACUUUAAA
This is a messenger RNA of Culex quinquefasciatus (southern house mosquito), 1785 nucleotides long. RefSeq lists its product as uncharacterized. Gene Ontology annotation, molecular function: protein binding. Bases 125 to 1726 code for a protein of 533 amino acids. The record is from RefSeq and is a predicted model, not a curated record. The transcript has 3 exons. Lineage: Eukaryota; Metazoa; Arthropoda; Insecta; Diptera; Culicidae.